Daucus carota subsp. sativus is the source of this 1494-nucleotide messenger RNA. Its product is annotated as histone-lysine N-methyltransferase ASHR3. The coding region runs from base 1 to 1311 and encodes 436 amino acids. Gene Ontology annotation, molecular function: protein binding; histone H3K36 methyltransferase activity. The transcript has 10 exons. NCBI's taxonomy places the organism in Eukaryota, Viridiplantae, Streptophyta, Magnoliopsida, Apiales, Apiaceae. Gene Ontology annotation, biological process: regulation of DNA-templated transcription. Gene Ontology annotation, cellular component: chromatin; nucleus. The record is from RefSeq and is a predicted model, not a curated record.
AUGGAUCCCAAUAUUGUGAGACCAGUGGAUACAGAUGAGAAUUAUGACAAGGAUGGGAGUGAAGUGGUGCCAGCUGGUCACGAGGAAUGCAAAAAUAAUGAAGCUAGGGUUUCCCAAAAGUGUUCCGGAAAAAGAAGGAAAAUGAAGGCUUUGGCUGAGCUCGAAAGCGAUGAUUCUGAGUGGAUCACUAUUUUUCCCUUUAAUGGGAUGCAAAAAUUGGUCAAGUGUCGCAUUUGCCAAACAUAUGUCUACUCUGGAACUGAAUUGCCGUGCUCUGUUAACCACUGUGAAGCUGCAUAUCACUUAAAAUGUGCUCAGAAAAGCCUUCCACUCCAAUCUAUAAGGAAGUUCAAGUGUCCACAACAUGCUUGCUUUCUCUGCAAAGAUAAGAACCAGCUGCUGCGCUGCAUAAGAUGUGAAUUAGCUUGGCAUGAAAAAUGUGCAGCGUUCCCAGAGUAUGUGACGCAUUUACGUAACCAACCAGGGAAAGCAAUAUGCUGGAGGAUCCAUGAAAACAAGGAGGAAGUCUUCAAUCGCUUGCCAAUACCAGAUGUUGACGAGGAGUUUGAUAUUGAUAAUACUUGGAAAAACACUACAGAAAACGAAAUGGAGCCACCUCCAUAUAUUCACGUUACACGCAAUAUCUACCUUGUCAAGAAAAAGCGUGAUAAUUGGGAUGCUAAUACUGGAUGUGAAGACUGCAUUUCUUCUGUUUGCUCUGAAGAUUGUAUCUGCAGGAAACAAUAUAUAAGCUGCUCAAGGGACUGUAGCUGCUCAGACAUGUGCACUAACAGACCCUUCCAAAGACAAAAAAGAAUUAAAGUUGUGAAGACUGAACUAUGUGGUUGGGGAGUAGAGGCCGGUGAGGCAAUUAAUAAGGGUGAUUUCAUUAUAGAAUAUGUUGGAGAAGUUAUAAGUGAUGAUUCUUGUAAACAACGAAUGUCGGACAUGACAUACAUGGGCGGUAAAAACUUUUACAUGUGCCAGGUCGAAAGAAAUUUCACCAUUGAUUCAACUUAUAAGGGGAACAGCGCCAGAUUUUUAAACCACAGUUGCGAUCCCAACUGUAACCUGGAAAAAUGGCAACUAGAUGGGGAAACUCGUAUUGGUAUCUUUGCUGCUCGAGCCAUCCAAGAAGGGGAACCAUUAACAUACGACUAUCAAUAUAUUCCGUUCGGGCCAGAGGUCCAAUGUCUGUGUGGAACCUCGAAUUGUCGAGGCUAUCUCGGGGCGAAAAAGAAGGCCUCUAAGGAAAAAGAGCUCCGCGAUUGUAGUUCAAAGGGCAGGAGAAGGGCGAAGAUCAGACGUUGAUUCUAGUUCUUGCUGAUUCGUGGCUUGACACAUCUGGUAGCCAUAUCUCUUGUGUGUGUGUUCCCUUCUUGUAACAUCAAAUUUAAUAGAGAUUAUAAACAUAUAUAGACAUUACAGCAUACAAAAGGGGAGAUUAUAUGUAUCUUUUUAUGGGCAGGGUUUACAUGAUAUAGACCGGAGAUC